Molecule: messenger RNA, 465 nt
Organism: Hypoxylon trugodes
Lineage: Eukaryota; Fungi; Ascomycota; Sordariomycetes; Xylariales; Hypoxylaceae
Exons: 2
Coding region: 1-465 (154 amino acids)
Source: RefSeq, a predicted model, not a curated record
AUGGGCAUCAAAAAAUUCGCAAUUCUGAUACUGGCUGGAAACGCUCUUGCGCAGAUGUCCAGCAUGGAUAUGGGAGGCGGCGCUUACUCCACAAGUGAGAUGUCACCAGCUUCACAGCCAGCGGAUUCCUCAGUGGACACCCCCAGCUCCUAUAUGGGAAGUAGUAUGGUAACUUCGGCGUCAGCGGAAGCUACUACAUCUGCAUCGACAUCGUCCAGUGGAUAUGCCAGCGAAUCCGCCUCGAUGUCAAUGGCAUCGUCCAUCUCUAGCGUCUUCAUGACUGACGCGUCUUCCAUGGCUACCGGGACAGGAACUAUGUCGGAUAUGCCAAUGGGAACUGGCGGCAUGAUGCCGAACGCUACAAGCACCGGGCAAACUCCGCCUACUGGAGCUAGUGCUGUGAACUCGGUUUCGAUUGGGCUUUUCGUUGCAUCAAUGGCCUUCGCCGCCUUGGUGCAGAUGUAA